Molecule: messenger RNA, 2615 nt
Organism: Numida meleagris (helmeted guineafowl)
Lineage: Eukaryota; Metazoa; Chordata; Aves; Galliformes; Numididae
Gene: PRR5
Product: proline rich 5
Exons: 9
Coding region: 576-1814 (412 amino acids)
Biological process (GO): TORC2 signaling
Cellular component (GO): TORC2 complex
Source: RefSeq, a predicted model, not a curated record
UUCUUUUGUGUUGGGACACGGAACUGCUUGCAGUGUGUGUGCUAAUGGAAACUGGCUUUCCACUUUGGUGAUAAGCACUGCUCUUAGCACUGGUGUCAAUGAGUUGGUUCCCUCUUAAUGAAAACAAAAUAGGGAAGGGAAAAUUAAAGAAAUGUUUACUUAUAUCAGUGAUGAUACGUGUAGCAGCACUGAGUAUUGCAGUUGUUUCACUUGUGUGUGUAUUGUUUGUGAGGUUAUUAGUGCACAACAGAGAAACAAUUCCUAGAAUAACAGUAUAUGCAAUGCUACUUUUUGUUCAUCUCUUUAUUGCAGAGCUGCCUUUUUCACAAGGGGAUGAAUUUUUUAACCAAAUUGUAUCACCUGUCAAGAAUUUUCAUGUGAUUCUUGGAAACCUGCUGCAGAGUCUUCAGUAUCAGUUAUUCAGUCCUGUUUUCUUCUCCCUUCAGCAGUUUCUUUUUUGAACAGCAAACGGAGGGAACUGCUCGCAUUGCUGCUGCUGCUGCUCCAGCUGCGCGUGUGUGUGUGUAAACAGGAUGGUGUAUCUGUAGCUGCCACACGCAAACACACAUUUGACCAUGAGGACUCUUCGCAGGUUGAAGUUCAUGAGUUCGCCCAGCCUCAGUGAUCUGGGCAAGAGAGAGCAGGCAGCCUUGGAUGAGCGGGGGACCCAGCAGCGACGGGCCUGCUCCAACGCUACCUGGAACAGUAUCCACAAUGGAGUAAUAGCUGUGUUCCAGCGUAAGGGUCUCCCCGAUCAUGAACUUUACAACCUCAAUGAAGGAGUCAGGCAAUUAUUGAAAACAGAACUGGGAUCCUUCUUCACCGAAUAUUUACAGAAUCAGCUGCUCACAAAAGGCAUGGUGAUCCUAAGAGACAAGAUCCGGUUUUAUGAAGGGCAGAAACUGCUGGAUACCUUAGCUGAAACCUGGGAUUUUUUCUUCAGUGAUGUCCUGCCCAUGCUCCAGGCUAUUUUCUAUCCUGUGCAGGGAAAGGAGCCCUCAGUUCGGCAGCUGGCUCUUCUGCACUUCAGAAAUAUAAUUACCCUCAAUAUUAAACUGGAAGAUGCAUUAUCACGUUCCAGAGCAAGAGUUCCACCUUCUAUUAUUCAAAUGCUGCUAAUACUCCAGGGGGUUCAUGAGUCAAAAGGUGUGACUGAAGAUUAUUUGAAAUUGGAAUCUCUGAUCCAGAAAGUGGUUUCACCUUAUUUGGGCACCUAUGGUCUGUAUUCCAGUGAUGGACCCUUCACACAUUCUUCCUGUAUCCUGGAGAAGCGGUUCUUCAGGCGUUCCAAGUCAGGUGACAUCCUCGCCAAGAACCCCGUGGUGCGAUCAAAAAGCUACAAUAACCCACUGCUGACGCCAGUAGCCGAGUAUGAAACAGAGGGUAUGGCUGCCAAUGGGACAAGCAUCCGAAGACACUCUGUCUCAGAAAUGACCUCCUGCCUGGAGCUCCAGGGGUACUCCAACCUCACCACCAUCAUGGACAACGGUUCUAAGAGCUCCAUGACGGCCACAAAAAACUUGCUGUCAGAGCAGGAGCGGUCCAGUGCUGGGUCAGCGCAGUGUUCUGGCAAGCUCAGCACAGUGGAGCAACAGAAAGGACACUUCCAUUCAAUGGACGACCCACAUAGGUCUUUUGAGCUGGACAGGGACCCUUCCUUGAUUCCAGUUCCUUCUUCUAGCCCUGAGAACAUAGUGGAUCAGAUUUUAGAGUCAAUUGACUCUGAUUCUGAAGGCAUUUUUAUUGAUUUUGGCCGAGGCUGUUCCAAUUCAUCAGCAUACAAUGUGGACGUGAACAGACAGAGCAUCAUGUGAAGGAUUGCAGGACACAAGCCUUGGGUUUUAAUAUUACACAAGAAAGCUACUAACAUGUUGAGUCAGACCAUGGGCAAAAACUAUGUAUGUCUAGGGCACAACCCCAGCUGUGUUGAACUAUAUAAACACAACAGUUUACAACAGGUGGGGAUCAGUUGCCUGGGGGAAGAAACCUCAGCGACUUCUUCCUGUCCCCAUCCUCUGCAUUCUGAUUUCUUACUGUCUUUCUGAACUUAGGGAUUCACAGACUAACAGGUGUCUGGUAAAAUGCUGUUGGUACAGCUGGCAGCGUCUAUUCAGUAACGCCACCUAGUAAAUGACUCAAGAGAUUCCCAUAGAAGGGCAGGUUGUUCUCUGGACUGUAAUGUGUCAGCCAGAGCACAGAAACUUAUCCUUUUAAAAAGAAAAAAAGAAAAACAAACCAGAGGCUGUGGUACUUCAUGCCACAGGAUACAGCGAUAAAGAAGUCUCUUUUAAUCUUUUCUUGUACAUCUUGUAUGCACUCCUUUUCCCAAGGUUGAGUUAAGAGUUCUUGAAGAAGGACAAAUAAAUGGAAAUGUGCUACCUGAUGUCAUGCGAUGCCUGAUGUCUUGUGUUCUCCUUCAUGGCUGGUGCUUUGUGUCUGUGAGAGAGUUGUCUUGAAACUGGACCUUUAGACCAUGUUAAGGCAUGGCACUUACAAGAAAUCUGCGCACUCCUGACUCGUGGAGCAUCCACUGUAUGGAGAGUUUCCAGCAGAGUUCAACUUAAUUGUUUUAAUAAGUAAAUAAAAACAUGGCCUCUUGGUGGACAUCUCCAUUA